Messenger RNA from Mandrillus leucophaeus (drill), 4592 nucleotides. It is a transcript of the gene CAND2, whose product is annotated as cullin-associated and neddylation-dissociated 2 (putative). The transcript has 15 exons. NCBI's taxonomy places the organism in Eukaryota, Metazoa, Chordata, Mammalia, Primates, Cercopithecidae. Gene Ontology annotation, cellular component: nucleus. Bases 67 to 3777 code for a protein of 1236 amino acids. Gene Ontology annotation, biological process: SCF complex assembly; protein ubiquitination. The record is from RefSeq and is a predicted model, not a curated record.
CGAGGGAGGGGGCGCCCGCGCCGCCAUAUUCCCUCCCGCCGGCCAGCCCCGCGGCGCGCAGCCACCAUGAGCACCGCCGCCUUCCACAUCUCCAGCCUCCUGGAGAAGAUGACGUCCAGCGACAAGGACUUCAGGUUCAUGGCCACCAGCGACCUGAUGUCGGAGUUGCAGAAGGACUCCAUUCAGCUGGACGAGGACAGCGAGCGCAAGGUGGUGAAGAUGCUGCUCCGGCUCCUGGAGGACAAGAACGGUGAGGUGCAGAACCUGGCUGUUAAGUGCCUGGGUCCUCUGGUGGGCAAAGUGAAGGAGUACCAGGUGGAGACCAUCGUGGACACCCUGUGCGCCAACAUGCGGUCAGACAAGGAGCAGCUGCGAGACAUCGCCGGCAUUGGCCUCAAGACCGUCCUCUCGGAGCUCCCCCCUGCAGCCACAGGCUCCGGGCUGGCCACCAACGUGUGCCGGAAGAUCACGGGCCAGCUCACCAGUGCCAUUGCCCAGCAGGAGGAUGUGGCUGUGCAGCUGGAAGCCCUGGACAUCCUCUCUGACAUGCUGAGCAGGCUGGGUGCCCCGCUGGGCGCCUUCCAUGCUAGCCUCCUGCACUGUCUGCUGCCACAGCUGAGCAGCCCGCGCCUGGCCGUGCGCAAGCGGGCGGUAGGAGCGCUUGGCCACCUGGCGGCCGCCUGCAGCACCGACCUCUUCGUGGAACUCGCUGACCACCUACUGGACCGGCUUCCCGGCCCACGGGCGCCCACCAGCCCGGCUGCCAUACGCACCCUGAUCCAAUGUUUGGGCAGCGUCGGCCGCCAGGCCGGCCACCGCCUCGGGGCUCACCUGGACCGCCUGGUGCCCCUGGUGGAGGAUUUCUGCAACCUGGAUGAUGAUGAGCUCCGGGAGUCCUGCCUCCAGGCUUUUGAGGCCUUCUUGAGGAAGUGCCCCAAGGAAAUGGGCCCUCACGUGCCCAACGUGACCAGCCUCUGCCUCCAGUACAUAAAACAUGACCCCAACUACAACUACGACAGUGAUGAGGAUGAGGAGCAGAUGGAGACAGAGGAUAGUGAAUUCAGUGAGCAAGAGAGUGAGGAUGAGUACAGCGAUGAUGAUGACAUGAGCUGGAAGGUGCGCCGGGCAGCUGCCAAGUGCAUCGCAGCCUUGAUCAGCUCGCGGCCUGACCUGCUGCCUGAUUUCCACUGCACCCUGGCACCUGUGCUCAUCCGCCGCUUCAGAGAACGCGAGGAGAAUGUCAAGGCUGAUGUCUUCACCGCUUACAUCGUGCUGCUGCGGCAAACGCAGCCCCCAAAGGGAUGGCUGGAGGCCAUGGAGGAACCCACCCAGACCGGCAGCAACCUCCACAUGCUACGUGGACAGGUGCCCCUUGUGGUCAAGGCCCUGCAGCGGCAGCUUAAAGAUCGGAGCAUCAGAGCGCGCCAGGGAUGCUUCAGCCUCCUCACCGAGCUGGCAGGCGUCCUCCCCGGCAGCCUGGCUGAGCACAUGCCUGUGCUGGUAUCAGGCAUCAUCUUCUCGCUGGCCGACCGCUCCAGCUCCUCCACCAUCCGGAUGGAUGCCCUGGCCUUUCUGCAGGGGCUGCUGGGCACUGAACCAGCUGAGGCCUUCCACCCACACUUGCCCACCCUCCUGCCACCUGUGAUGGCCUGUGUGGCUGACCCUUUCUAUAAGAUUGCAGCUGAGGCCCUGGUGGUGUUACAGGAGCUGGUGCAGGCCCUGUGGCCGCUGGACAGGCCUCGGAUACUGGAUCCUGAGCCGUAUGUUGGAGAGAUGUCUGCGGUUACCCUGGCGCGACUCCGUGCCACUGACCUGGACCAGGAGGUGAAGGAGCGGGCCAUUUCCUGCAUGGGCCACCUUGUAGGCCACCUGGGUGACCGGCUUGGGGAUGACCUGGAGCCCAUAUUACUGCUCCUCCUGGACCGCCUGCGGAAUGAGAUCACCCGGCUGCCUGCCGUCAAGGCGCUUACGCUGGUGGCUGUGUCCCCGCUGAAGCUUGAUCUACAGCCCAUCCUGGCCGAGGCACUGCCCAUUCUGGCCUCAUUCCUGCGGAAGAAUCAGCGGGCUUUGCGACUGGCCACACUGGCAGCCCUGGAUGCCCUGGCCCAGAGCCAGGGCCUCAGCCUCCCACCGUCUGCCGUGCAGGCUGUGCUGGCUGAGCUGCCUGCCCUGGUCAACGAGAGUGACAUGCACGUGGCCCAGCUGGCUGUGGACUUCCUUGCCACAGUGACCCAGGCCCAGCCAGCCUCUUUGGUAGAGGUCAGUGGCCCUGUGCUCUCAGAGCUGCUGCGGCUGCUGCGUUCACCCCUGUUGCCAGCCGGGGUUCUGGCAGCCGCUGAAGGCUUCCUGCAGGCCCUGGUGGGGACCCGUCCCCCAUGUGUGGACUAUGCUAAACUCAUCAGCCUGCUCACUGCUCCUGUUUAUGAGCAGGCUGUGGAUGGUGGGCCUGGCCUGCACAAGCAGGUGUUCCACUCAUUGGCCCGGUGUGUGGCAGCCCUCUCAGCUGCCUGUCCCCAAGAGGCGGCAAGCACAGCCAACCGUCUGGUCUGCGAUGCCAGGUCACCCCACUCCAGCACGGGGGUCAAAGUCCUGGCAUUCCUGUCGCUGGCUGAGGUGGGUCAGGUGGCUGGGCCAGGCCCCCAGCGGGAGCUGAAGGCAGUGCUCCUGGAAGCCUUGGGGUCACCCAGUGAGGAUGUGAGGGCUGCAGCCUCGUAUGCACUGGGCCGUGUGGGUGCUGGCAGCCUGCCCGACUUCCUGCCCUUCCUGCUGGAGCAGAUUGAGGCUGAGCCCCGACGACAGUACCUGCUGCUGCACUCACUUAGGGAGGCCCUGGGGGCCGCCCAGCCUGACAGCCUGAAGCCCUACGCUGAGGACAUCUGGGCCCUGCUGUUCCGGCGCUGCGAGGGCGCCGAGGAGGGCACCCGGGGGGUGGUGGCCGAGUGCAUUGGGAAGCUGGUCCUUGUGAACCCUUCAUUCCUUCUGCCCCGCUUCCGGAAGCAGCUUGCUGCAGGUCGGCCACACACCCGGAGCACCGUCAUCACAGCGGUCAAGUUCCUCAUCUCGGACCAGCCCCAUCCCAUUGACCCCCUCCUGAAGAGCUUCAUCGGAGAGUUCAUGGAGAGCCUGCAGGACCCAGAUCUGAACGUGCGCCGUGCGACUCUGGCUUUCUUCAACUCAGCUGUGCACAACAAGCCCUCGCUAGUCCGGGACCUGCUGGAUGACAUCCUGCCCCUCCUCUACCAGGAGACAAAGAUCCGCCGGGACCUCAUCCGAGAGGUGGAAAUGGGUCCCUUUAAACAUACAGUGGACGAUGGGCUGGACGUGCGGAAGGCGGCCUUUGAGUGCAUGUAUUCACUGCUUGAGAGCUGCCUGGGCCAGCUGGAUAUCUGUGAGUUCCUGAACCAUGUGGAGGACGGGCUGAAGGACCACUACGACAUCCGGAUGCUGACCUUCAUUAUGCUUGCCCGGCUGGCCACCCUGUGUCCUGCACCUGUCCUGCAGAGGGUGGACCGACUCAUUGAGCCACUAAGGGCCACCUGCACUGCCAAGGUCAAAGCUGGUUCCGUGAAGCAGGAGUUUGAAAAGCAAGAUGAACUGAAGCGCUCUGCGAUGAGGGCAGUGGCUGCCCUGCUGACCAUCCCCGAGGUGGGGAAAAGCCCCAUCAUGGCCGACUUCUCUUCCCAAAUCAGAUCCAACCCUGAACUUGCUGCCCUCUUUGAAAGCAUCCAGAAGGAUUCCACUUCAGCCCCCAGUACAGACUCAAUGGAGCUCAGCUAGUCCCCCCAGCACCGAGGUGGGCCCUCACUUAAGAGAAAGGAGCCCACCCAAGCCCAAGGCCUCCCCAUUGCCCACUGCAGGUCUCUACUUUUGCCCUUCCACCAUCUCACUGGGGGCCCUGCCGCUCCUGGUCAGGGCUUACAGUGCCUUCUCCAGGGACCCAACUCAAAAGGACCCCAGCCCGAGCUGCGAGGCUGCCAACAGUUGGGCCCCUUCCUUAACUCAGGACAGUCAUCCAAAGAAAUAGGGUGAGGAAGUUUUCCAGUGACUUCACACUGUAUCCCUCCAUAGUCUGUCUGGUUCCUUCAGAGGGUGUCUCUGCCUCACAAACUAAUAGCAUUUAGAAAUAGGCUGUGCUGUCAGCUGUAAAAGGUCAGGAGGCCACAGACACCACUCUGGUUUCUUCACUGCAUUCAGCAAUGCCUGAAGUUAGUGCUCAGGCCGGGCAUCUCAAAAAGAAAAGAUACUUGGGUCAUUCACAUUUUAAAAUUCAAAACGGUUCAUUUCUAAGUGGCAGCGAUGAAUCAGAAAUUUGGAUGAUAUGUUUCUUUUCCAGGGAGAAAUGGGUUGGGUAGGGAACUGGACAGGCUUGGACCUCGUUUCAUUUCUAAUUUCAAAAUACUUAUUAGCAAAUUGGGCAACAAGGAAUUAGACAUCUUCCAUGCCACCACCCAGGCAUAACCAGUUGGUUUGUUUCCUUCUGAGGAAGGUUUCAAGUGUGUCUAGUGUUUAGCAUUGAGGACAAAGAAAUGCAAGUGGCAGGCCCAAGUAUUUUCUGUGACAUCCCAGGUUAAUAAAGAUUAGAUUCUAAGUUA